UUGUUGUGACUAUGUACAAAACGAACCCCAAGAUCUGUGUACUAAUUAUAUACCUCGUCCUAUAACAGAAAACCUAAUUUCCCAUGGGCAUUGGAUUGAAUGGAUAUUCGCAGCUCUGAGUUCUUAUACUCCAUCUUGGCCUUUCAGACAAUCCUUCACUGUCGGGAUACUGAUCUUUUCAGAGAAGGACGAGUGCAAAUGGUUGGAACACUUACUGAGGUCGGAUGGCCGUGUAGAUAAAGUACAAGUUAUUUGCUACUCUGGAGAUGAAGAAAGACUUAAAGACGAACUCACACAGUGUUCCUAUAUCAUUUUUUACCACCGAGGCAGAUUUGGACCUGACUCUAUGACUGAUUCGAUGAUUGCCAGCACCGUGAGACAGAGCACUUCCAAACUUGAGAAGAAGAACAUGCUGAUUGCUUUGGGGCAUCUUAAAGACAAAACACACGAGGACAGGAUGAAGGAGAAACUGCAAGAGAGAAUUGGAAGAGAGUGUAACCAACUGUUAUUCACAAAAGGAGAAAUCAGGCGAUAUGAAUACCUUUAUGCCUUAUAUCCAAAGACAAAAUUGGACGAGAUAAGGGCAGCAUUAUCUACUGCUUCCCCAGGACACGAAGGUUACAUUUCUUCGCCAACCAAUCACACUGUUGGAAUCGUUUCACGGUCGGCAGAGAGUGAUUAUAAGUGGCUGGGCCAGUACCUCAAAGACUCAUUUCAGAUUGAGGUCAGACCCAUUUACAUCUCUAACAGCGGGAAACUGAAGUUCUGGGAUGAUGUCUCUCAUUGCACAUUCGCUAUCCUGUAUCACACCCAGAAACGAGGGAGGAUAAACAUCACUGACGUCACCAACUCUCUCUAUGAUGAAGAAAUUCAACAUUUGGCCUCUGCACUGGGGAAGGACAACGUGAUUGUCGUAGCGGAUGAUCUUGAUAACAGCAGCAUUGAGGAGAGAGAGAGGAUCUUGCAGAGACAACCCAGCAUUGGCCUCUAUGCCAGAGAUUUGAUCCUUUUCACCAAGAAGGAGACAGAUCCUAAUUACGAGAGACUCGUUACCCAGCAGGAACAGGAAGAUGAAAGGAGUCUAAAUGAAAAACUGGAAACAUUAAGAAAUAUAAUAGGAAAGGCUAAAGCUACCAUGAUGAGCGGAGCAGCAGAUACCGCAGACGUCCACGGACAAGAGGAACCUUCAAAUACACCCCCAUCUGAGACAAAUGAACUUACAGAACCCCAGAGAAUCGGAAUCUUCUCCAGAUCGGCAGAGAGUGAUUACCAGUGGCUGCUAAAUCUCCUUAAAUCAGAAUUCAUGGCUCCGGUUCAUGAAGUUCGACCCUGUAACAUCUCUAACAUUGAGCACAAAGAGUUCUUGGAGUUUCAGUGCACAUUCGGGAUCCUGUAUCACAUGAAUAGAGGGAGGGAAAACAUCACUUAUGAUCUCUAUGAUGACCUGAAACUCAUGUCUGGAGUACUGGGGAAGGAGAAUGUGGUUGUGGUUGCUGAUGGUAUAGAGGGCCCCACAGAGCACAAUAUUGGGGAAUACGCCUGUGACCUGGUGCUCCUCACACAAGCAGAUAAGGGAGACCAAGGCCGGCUGAGGGAGAAGCUGGGGAGCAUCAUACAAAAAAUAAAGACAGCAAAAAAACGCAAAUUAAGGAGUGAUGGCAACAAAGAGGAGAAAAAGACAAAGUUCCCAGAGCCUGGAUAUCGGCAAGCUUCCAUGCAUGGAUUUUCUGGCAUCACAACAUGGAUAAGAAAUAUCCUAAAUAAAAAUAAACGUCUGACAGUUGGAAUUUGCUCCCGAGAAUCCCAGGAAACCUAUAACUGGUUAGUGACUCUGCUAAAGACAGAAGACUUCCGUAAGAAAGUGACAGAGACACGGCCUGUAUACGUCUCAAACACCUUCUCCCAGUUCAGAAGUGAUGUCUCCGGCUGUACAUUUGCCAUCCUGUAUCACUCGAAGAGAAGAGGGACAGUAAACAUCACCGAUGUGACAGAUUCACUCUAUGAUCAGGAACUGGAACAUUUGUCUCAAUCUCUGGGAAGAAAAAAGGUAAUUGUGGUUAUUGAUGACCUGGAGGACAGCAGUGAUUCAGCAAAGAGCAGUAUCCAACAGAGCCAGGGGAGCAUUGGCCGUUGGGCCUGUGAUCUGUUCCUGUUCAGUGCCCGGGAUAAGGAGUCCCUCCAAUCUGGGUCCCGACCUACAGAUGUGGAACUAAAGAGGAGGAGCCUGUAUAGCAUUCUAAGCCAAGCCAUGUGAUCCUAGCCAAUCCUUAGCCACCCAAGGGCAGGACCAAUAAAAAU
This is a messenger RNA of Xenopus tropicalis (tropical clawed frog), 2298 nucleotides long. RefSeq lists its product as uncharacterized. The record is from RefSeq and is a predicted model, not a curated record. NCBI's taxonomy places the organism in Eukaryota, Metazoa, Chordata, Amphibia, Anura, Pipidae. The coding region runs from base 347 to 2254 and encodes 635 amino acids. The transcript has 14 exons.